UUAAUAAAAGCUGGUGAAUUGUUGUUAUCAGUGAGUCUUAAACACACUCAGAAGAGCUGAAGAGUCUUAAUGGAGCCUUUGUUAUUAUCGAGUGUCUCAUCGUCAUGUCUGCUCUUGAAUCAGUGUUUUCAGCCUCUCAUAUCUUGGAGGAAAUUGGCAGAUAGAACCACGCCCCCUUUGAUACGCUAGAGUCACUAGACACGCCCCUCUCUGCUGAUUGGCUGAAGUGUGUUUUGGGACACUGUGGUCAAAAGUGUUUGGUGAAAGUCGCUCAGAGCAUCUUUAAUGAUCAACAGAAACACACAGUUGUCCACUAUAAACUGGUGUAGUGUCAGGAAGACAAAGAGUGAGGCUGAUCUGAGAGGAAGCUGCAGAAGCACAGGAAGAGCUGCUGCUGUUUAAACAAGAGCUCAACAUAUAUAUAUAUAUAUAUAUAUAUAAAGCAGAAGACGAGUGUCAGACACACAGAAUGGCUGAUAGGAGUCCUCUGUUUCUGCUGCUCAUCUUCUGGACACUCAGCACAGGUGUGUUUGGAGCAGGAGAGACUCCUGUGUUGAGCAUGUUUGGAGAAACUGUUCAUCUGCCCUGUGAAAAUACUGUUCAGGACUGCAGACCAGCAGGAACUACAUGGCUCUACAGGAGAGCACUUAAUUCACGGAUGGUUCAGCUGAUUGGUGUGGGGAGAAACUCAGAGAAACACGAGAGACUGAAUCUGGGCUCUGACUGCUCUCUAAUCAUCAGUAGAGUCACAACAGAAGAUGCUGGAUUUUACAUCUGCCGACAGUGGACAGAAGACUGGAAACAUGGACAUGAUGCACGUCUUUUUCUGCAUGUUCUUAAUGCUAACACAGCUCCAGCAGUGACUCAAGGACUCUUCACAACACCAACAAACACUCCAAGAACUUCUAAAUCAGCUAAAGGUAAUAGAGUAACAGCAGUGAGUCCCGAUCACAACACAAACUCUGAAGAUCCACAAAGUCCAAACCCAGCAGGAUCUUCUACAGCAGCAGUGAGUGUGAUUGUUGCUGUCGUCGCUGUGUUUGCUCUUCUGUUUUCUGCUCUUAUUGUCUGGCUGAUUCACAACAGAUUAGCUGAUGGUAAAGAUGAGGACUGUGACUCUUCUCUGCUGACGUCUGUGGUGUUUUCAGAGACUCCAGCAGAACACAUGUGGAAGAGAAUGAAAUAUUCAGUCUAGAAUUCAGAGCUCAUGGAAAACUCAAGGAAAUAAUCACAACAGUUGAAGUGCAGAUGUUUGCAGCUUUGAGAGAUUUUAAUCAUGUUUUAUUUCAGCUAACAUGUUGCUUGUUUAUUUAUUGCUUUAUUAAUAAGUUGGUUCUGAAAUAUUGAGCAUAAUGUGCUUCAUACAUAGCAAAUAAAUCCAUCAAAACUUCUUAUUUGCAUCUUAUUUGUAGUUUUUCACAGUGUAUAAAUCAGAAGCUGAGCUUUUAGCGAAUCACUAGAUUUUAUUUGAUUUCCAUAUUAAAGGUUUGCCAAAAUCCUAGCAUCACCC
Molecule: messenger RNA, 1510 nt
Organism: Danio rerio (zebrafish)
Lineage: Eukaryota; Metazoa; Chordata; Actinopteri; Cypriniformes; Danionidae
Source: RefSeq, a predicted model, not a curated record